AUGAACGGUCAAAACGAAACGCCCUACGACAGGCAGGUUUUCAUCGUUCCCAAAGGAGAAAACAAGUGGGAUAUCGUCAAGCGCAUUAAGUUCGCUGAAGGGACAAAAGUGCUGCGCAGCAGUAUCCGCAGCAUGUGCACAGGGAGGACCCUCGAGAUUGAGUACUGCAAGCAGUGCCGAGAGGGCAGCGUUGCCGUGCAGACCAGCUCGGGGAGGUUCCUGGGAACCAUGGCGGCUGCCUGGAGCAUCGGCGUGGCGGCGCUGUCGGUCGGCAUCGGGAGCUCCCCAGCCAUGGAGCCGCUCAUCCUCAGGCUCAAGGGCAUGGCGCGUUCCUGGCAGCCCCUGAAGCAGCGAGUUUCUGUCCGAUGCUGCGCAGGGCAAGUCACUCCUGAUCCUCGACCCAUAAACCCUCAACCCUAA
This is a messenger RNA of Symbiodinium natans, 420 nucleotides long. Lineage: Eukaryota; Dinophyceae; Suessiales; Symbiodiniaceae. The record is from the annotation of a GenBank genome assembly.